AUGGCCGACGCAGACGAAGCGGCCGCCAACCUACCGCGCGACCCCGCGGCGCCUGUCGACACCGAUCUCUCCGAUGAGACGCAGGACUUUCGCAUGCUCAACCACCUCUCCUUCCUCGACACAAGCCAACAGACCAUCCCGAAGCGCGGCGAAAAAGACUUCGAACCAAACCCGACCCUCUACCAAGCCGACAUUCUCUCCGCCUCGCGCCAGGCCAUGCACAAUGCGCUCUCCUUCCCACGCCUGCACAACCCCCGCAACCUCGUCGUGGGCAUCUACGCGCCCGACGGACCCGCGCCCCCACGCUCGCACACAGCAGCACCGUCCACAGGCGACGACGCGCAGCUGAAAAAGUCCCCCGCGUUGGGCGCCGCCGCCAUCCACCCGGCCUCGUGCGUCUACGUGCCCGUCCCCAAGGGCCAGUACUUCAAGAGCAUCGGCCAGGCCGACCGCUGGAACCGGAUGUGGCUGCUCCCCGAGGAGGCGCUGUAUCUGCUCGAGCGCGGCAGUUUGGAUAUCCGCUGGCCGCGCUCGUUGACGGGGUGUGACCCUGCACCGGAGGGUGAGGAUGAUGAGGACUCUGGCAUCCCGAUGAGCUUGCAGGCGGCGUACGCGGCGUUUAUUGGGCACGGGGGGCUGACUGUCGAGCGGUACUCGGUGUACGCUGGGCUACGGCGGUUGGGGUAUACGCUUGUUCGGGCGCCGGGGUGGGCUGAUGAGGAGGACGAGGAGGACAGUGCUGCAGAUGCGGAGAGACCGCAGACGCAGACGCAGACGCGGGGGCCCGGGCUAGCGGGCGUCCUGGAGCGGUUUAUGCGGUGGUUCCAUAGCCCGCCGACGACGGCUGUCGGUCCUGUGGCCGGAGUGGGUAUCCAUCGGAGUUACAAUGACAUCUACCGCAAACUAUCGAUCAUCCCGUGGUACGACCCGGUAACAGAUCGACCUGCGUCCGUACGCACCACCCCGCCGUAUCGCGUCGUGCUCCAUGUGUACAAGCCGUCGACGGCAUUCCGCAAAACCGCGCCCCCGGAGCCGGACUUCAGGGUCGCGGUGAUCAAUGCCCGCACACACACCACCAUGCCGACUCUGGCGCAGAUCGGGUCUCUUCUGGAUAGCACGCCGUUGGAUCCGCCGACAGGCGACAAGAUGGACCGCAUGCUCUACCUGCGUUUGCGGCAGGGGUAUCGCAAUAUUAUCCUGGCUGUUGUGGACCAGGGUGUUGUGAGCUAUCUCCGCGUUGCGGAUGCGGCGUUUGGAAAGGAGAAGAUAUAUCUGACCAAGGGGCUGGCUAAUAAAAGGGGUUCGGUUGAAAUGGACGCUAUUAUCAACUGGCACAAGGGCUUGUCAGCCCAUGAGGAUCUUAGGGACUCUCUGAAUGCCAUGCCAUCAGACAUGCAGGCAACCACACCGUCGGUGAUGAAGCUUGAGACUUAG
This is a messenger RNA of Aspergillus terreus NIH2624, 1434 nucleotides long. RefSeq names its product tRNA-splicing endonuclease subunit SEN54 family protein. NCBI's taxonomy places the organism in Eukaryota, Fungi, Ascomycota, Eurotiomycetes, Eurotiales, Aspergillaceae. Gene Ontology annotation, biological process: tRNA-type intron splice site recognition and cleavage. The record is from RefSeq and is a predicted model, not a curated record. The transcript is spliced from 4 exons. Bases 1 to 1434 code for a protein of 477 amino acids. Gene Ontology annotation, cellular component: tRNA-intron endonuclease complex.